Molecule: messenger RNA, 1139 nt
Organism: Sycon ciliatum
Lineage: Eukaryota; Metazoa; Porifera; Calcarea; Leucosolenida; Sycettidae
Product: tRNA modification GTPase GTPBP3, mitochondrial-like
Biological process (GO): tRNA methylation; tRNA wobble uridine modification
Cellular component (GO): cytoplasm; mitochondrion
Molecular function (GO): protein binding; GTP binding
Source: RefSeq, a predicted model, not a curated record
AAUGCAAGAGCAAAAACUGCAAGUGAUGUACCAGGAUAGGCCGCAGGGGAUACUAGUAAGUAGUAGUAGUACUUGCAAAAGGACCAAAACGGCAAGAGCAACAUAAACCACCUCAAAACUACAGGAUGGGUAGACAGUAGUGCUUGGCAAAGAUUCCCCGACGUAGAUUUAUCGAGGGUCUUUCAAACUGACCCAAUCCACUGGUGCAACAGAAUUUUUGUAGCUCAUUGAAAUUCGAACUUCCCCCUUCAGCGACUGGACAAUGUUAGGCAGACUGACCAGAGCCAAAGUGCGACCGCUGGUAUGUCUGCGCAUUAAACCUCCCGAGUUUUUUCCACCUGUAUGCCGUUGCCUUCACCGCGAACAGCAACAACAGCCCCCUAUUUCCUUCUCGAUUAGGAGACUCACCAGCCAUACUGUGCAAAGUGGCCACACUAUAUUCGCCAUAUCUUCAGGAACUGGAAAGUGCGGCGUGUCUGUGGUGCGUCUCUCUGGCCCUCACACCUGGCAGGCACUGUUGUCGUUGCUGGGUGGACAAUCUAAGGUGCAUGCACGCAAAGCAUGCUUACGUCGACUACACCACCCUGAGUCUGGCGAGGUGCUCGACGAAGCGCUGGUUCUCUGGAUGCCAGGUCCGGGUAGCUUCACUGGCGAGGACGUGGCAGAGCUGCAUUGUCACGGUAGUGUGGCCGUGCUGUCUGCAGUCAUGUCCGCCCUGAGCACUAUCCCCGGCCUGCGUGCAGCCGAUGCUGGGGAAUUUACACGGAGGGCGUUUCACAACGGGCGUCUUGAUCUGACGGCAGUCGAAGGCCUCGCCGACUUGAUCCAUUCGGAGACGGAGGCACAACGCCGCCAGGCAUUCAGACAGAUGCAGGGUGAACUUAGCAUGCUCUACCAGGACUGGAGCAAGCGUUUACUCAAGUGUGUUGCUGACAUUACCGCUGUGAUCGACUUUGGCGAGGAGGAAGCGGUGGAUGCUGGCACAUUGGCCACUGCAUCGUCUCGAUGCAUCCAGCUUGAGAUGGAGAUCUCCGCUCACCUGUCGGACCAUCGCCGUGGCGAGCGACUCCGCAACGGCGUUCACGUAACCAUCGCCGGGGCACCCAACGUGGGCAAGAGCAGUCUGCUGAACAUCCUGU